GACUGGACGACGGGCAGUGGGUGGCGGGUGUACGUGUCCAGAACGCGUCAGUUACCCGGGCAUCCUGACUAUGGCAAGCCCAGCCCCCGACAGCACCCAUCCGACUUUGCUGACUUCGGCUUCAAGAAUUCUCCCAUUUAAAUUCUUCGUAUUCAUCAGAAAUUAACCAUUAUCCUGCAAUCCUGAGAUAUUCAGUGUCAUUUGCUAAUAGUUUAAUCAGUAUUUGGUUCAUAUAUCUAUUCUUUUUCGUCCAACAUUAAAUACAAGGUAUUUCAUUGCUGAAUAAUAACUACCAUAAAAAUGUUUCAGGUCAAUGCCUAUGUAAUAUAAAUUUUUCUUGGCU
Messenger RNA from Hyalella azteca, 343 nucleotides. RefSeq lists its product as uncharacterized. NCBI's taxonomy places the organism in Eukaryota, Metazoa, Arthropoda, Malacostraca, Amphipoda, Hyalellidae. The record is from RefSeq and is a predicted model, not a curated record. Gene Ontology annotation, biological process: mitochondrial electron transport, NADH to ubiquinone.